Messenger RNA from Hibiscus syriacus, 714 nucleotides. Its product is annotated as 60S ribosomal protein L21-1-like. The record is from RefSeq and is a predicted model, not a curated record. Gene Ontology annotation, molecular function: structural constituent of ribosome. Gene Ontology annotation, biological process: translation. The coding region runs from base 58 to 552 and encodes 164 amino acids. Lineage: Eukaryota; Viridiplantae; Streptophyta; Magnoliopsida; Malvales; Malvaceae. The transcript is spliced from 2 exons. Gene Ontology annotation, cellular component: cytosolic large ribosomal subunit; ribosome.
GGUAAGCUCAAUGCCACACUCUUUCUUCAAGCGGGCAAGAGAAAAAAGGAAAAAAAUAUGCCAGCCGGUCAUGGUGUACGCUCUCGAACUAGGGAUUCAUUCUCCAGACCCUUCAGAAAGAAGGGUUACAUUCCCUUGUCCACUUACCUCAGGACCUACAAGAUCGGCGACUAUGUCGACGUCAAGGUAAACGGCGCCGUUCAUAAGGGUAUGCCCCAUAAGUUCUACCACGGCCGCACUGGUCGGGUUUGGAAUGUUACGAAACGCGCCAUUGGUGUUGAAGUAAACAAGCAGGUGGGAAACAGGAUUAUCAGGAAGAGAAUUCAUGUGCGUGUCGAGCAUGUUCAGCCUUCAAGGUGCACCGAGGAAUUCAAGCUCAGGAAGGUGAAGAAUGACCAACUCAAGGCGGAGGCUAAGAAAAAGGGUGAGGUCAUUAGCACCAAGAGACAGCCAGAGGGCCCUAAGUCGGGUUUCAUGGUUGAGGGUGCUACCCUUGAAACCGUCACGCCCAUCCCCUAUGAUGUUGUUAAUGAUCUCAAGGGUGGUUACUAAAUCAGCUGUUUUCUUUAUGGUCUUGCUGUUUCAGAUUUCUUUUUGGUAAAACAAAAGUGAACUGAAUUAAACAUUUGGAAGUGCUGUUUUAAUUAGUAUAUUUUGAGGAGGUACUGCUUCUCCAGAUAUUUUAAUUUAUCCAUCAUUUUAGAGAUUAUGGUU